CGGCUUGUGGGUUUUCGGUUCGCUCAGGUGUUUCCGUCGUUGCUCAGCGUGGAGACCGGCGGAAGAGAACCGGCCCUCGUUUGUUCCUGUGCUUUUCCCUUUCUGUGACGGCUGAAGAGAUUACGUACGGGGCUGGGAGCAACGGGAGGCUGCCGGUGUCUGUGUGUGUGUGACUCCCUCCUCUUCCGGCAAUGGACGUCGACCGGCUCCAGGAGGCUCUGAAAGAUUUUGAAAAAAGAGGGAAGAAGGAAGCUUCUUCUGAACUCGACCAAUUUCUCUGUCAUGUUGCAAAGACUGGAGAGACUGUGGUCCAGUGGCCACAAUUCAAAGAGUACUUCGUAUUUAAACUGGAGAAGGUAAUGGAUGAUUUCCGCUCUUCUGCUCCUGAUCAAAGAGGAUCUCCAAACCCAAAUGUGGAAUAUAUUCCUUUUGAUGAGAUGAAGCAGAGAAUACUAAAGAUUGUCACUGGUUUUAAUGGUACUCCUUUUACUAUUCAGCGGCUCUGCGAAUUACUGACAGACCCACGAAGGAAUUACACAGGCACAGACAAAUUUCUGAGAGGAGUAGAAAAGAAUGUGAUGGUUGUGAGCUGUGUAUACCCUUCUUCUGAGAAAAACAGUUCUACCAGUCUGAACCGCAUGAAUGGCGUUAUGUUUCCAAGUAACUCCCAGAGUUAUACAGACAGGUCAAAUGUUAAUGGUCCUGGAACCCCAAGACCAGUGAAUCGACCCAAAUUCUCCUUGUCAAGCCCAAUGACCACAAAUGGUUUGCCUGACAGUAUGGAAAAUAAUGAGUCGGACUUGCAGCAGAAAGAAAAGAGUCAGAGUGAUUCUGUGGCGUCGGAAGAUGAAUCCCAAGCAACUACUCCAAAAAACAAGCAUUCAGCUGAGGACUCGGCAGAGACUGAGGAACACGAAGUCAAGAGACUAAAGUUUGAUACAGAAGAGGAGGAGGCAGCGUGUGCUAAUCCAGACGCAUCGAGCGAGGUCUCCACUGAAAUGGCAGAGGAAGCGGAAUCUGCAUCUGCAAGUGCGGAUAAAGACAAAGAAAGCUGCCAGUCAGCCCAGGCUGCAGAUGAAGAGUCUUUAAUGACGCCUAGUGAAUCCACUGAGGCAGACAGCGGCGAGAGGGACAGCGAGACAGUCAGUGUGACUGAAGAGUCAUCAGAGGAGAGUCAUCAGAUGGAGGAAUCGGAACAGUCGGAAACAGCCUGUUCUCUGAACAGCGAAGAGCAGAACUCUGCCGCAGCAGCAGCGAGCACUGUGGGUACCGACACCAGCGAGGAGGAACAUCUGGGAACAUUUGGGGUCAAAUCCACUGAAACCCUUACAUUGUCUCCUAUGGAAAACAGUGAAGAGGCCACAGAUGCUCCAGAGGAACCUAUGGAUCAAGACUAACCGCUGCCGACACACCAGUAUUUUCCAGACAGUUCUGUUUUUACACUGUAUAAAACAAAUUUUAUGUAAAAAAACAAAAACAAAAAAAAGUUGGACCUUUUAGUUUUUCAAAAGGCAAUUAAACCACAAACUCCUCUGGAAUAAAAACCGAACGAGCUUUAUUUUUCCCUUUCUAAGACUGUGAAUCUGCGCCUUCAGGUUCUGCGCGCGCCGCUGAGUUCUCAGUUGGGUAAAAACAAUGGUUUCUGUAUAGAUUUCUUCUUUUUUUUUUUUUUUUUAUUAUUCUUGUUUAGAAAGUGUUUUUAAACUGGAAGGCUACUCAUUUCCACCGCAACUUUGGAGGUUUCCACAUUACGUUCUUAGAAAACGAGCUUUUUGUUGUCCUUUGUGUUCUUUCAGUUCAUUUCAUCUGUUCGUGGUAUCGGCGUUUAAACCGUUAUAUUUUUUUCAAGAAGCGUAAUAUUGGAAAUAUGGUUUUCUUUCCCUUUUCUGCUCAACGAUCAGUCAGCAAAGUUUUUUCCUUUUUUGCCUUUUUUUAGAAACAAAUCUACACAAGCCUCGCGGUGGGGGAACGGACGCUGCAAAAAUCCUAAUUUCCACACAUUCCAAGUGAUCGAACCGCCGUAUUUUGUGUACGUUUUUAGUUCUUUUGGAGGUGCCAGAGUGUUUUUUGUUUUGUUUUUUCCCAUUUUAUUUAUGAGAGAAUGCGCUUAUUAGGGGAAACUGCACUCGACGUGUUGGGGUUUUUUUUUUUUGUAUGAUUGACACUUGCAGAUCUGGGGAGGGGGGGGGGCAGCGGUGUUUGAAAGGUACUUUUUUGUUUUUUCUUUGAAAUUUUCAAGGCAUUUAGGUCCUUUCUGCCGUAUGCAAUGGCAGUGCUGUCGUUCUCGCCGGUAUCGGCAGUGCGUACGUUUCAGUUCUCGAGACCGCCGUCAUUUCUAUCACAUUUUUGAAGUGAACUGAAUAUUUUUGAACACCCUCCUGUGACAGCCAGCGAUGAGAGAUCUCUCCAACCAGCUCAAAGCACAAAUAGCCGCUCUUAACCCAUUUAUUCUGCCUUUAUUAUUUUUGUUUUUCUGACCUCCUCUGAAGUUGAUUUAGUCUGAAACUUUCUUUUUUUUUUUUUUUUGUUGCUGGCUGCCAAAUUUCUACCUGGUUUUUUCUUCAACUUAUAGCUUUUUUGAUAUUUAGAAUUUUUAAAUUUCUGUAAAGUAGAUUUUGUAGAAUGUAACAAGUGUUCACUGCCUUUGUGAAACGUUCUAUAAUUGUAUAAUUUCUGUGUGUAAACCGAAUGCUUGGGCUUUCAAUACAGUAUUCAUAUGAAGCAAUAAAUAUUAAUGUUAUUAAAAGUCCCGGAGUAAAUUUUUAUCAAAUAUAUGCACCUAAAAAAAAUGAAAAAAAAAUAAUAAAAAAUAAAAGUAAAGUACACAAA
This is a messenger RNA of Xenopus tropicalis (tropical clawed frog), 2829 nucleotides long. RefSeq names its product protein phosphatase 4 regulatory subunit 2 (gene ppp4r2). Gene Ontology annotation, molecular function: protein phosphatase regulator activity. The record is from RefSeq and is marked provisional. Gene Ontology annotation, cellular component: protein phosphatase 4 complex. Lineage: Eukaryota; Metazoa; Chordata; Amphibia; Anura; Pipidae.